AUGCCUUGCUUUAAGGGCAUCGCCGUCAGCGUUCAUGCCGAAGGCGCUCCGCUCCCAGAGUUCUCGGUGCAGAAGCAGUCCAGAGUAUCGCGCGUCAAUACAUAUAUCCCAGUACCAAAGGCGAAGAUACCUCAAGAUGCGUCCUCCGAUAAGCCCGAGCCGUCCAAGUUCGCCAUUUCCAUCACGCUUUUAACGCCUGGCCUACCAGUCCCUUACUCCACACCCAAACCGACACCCGAUACCCCCUACCCACAGCCUCAGGUCGUCGCCGGACUGCCUGGCAUAUCGUCCCAGCGUGGCAAUUAUGUCGGCGCAGUUGGCCCUUAUAUACCCAUUACAAAGUCCGAAAAUGAAACGAUUGCUGCCUAUAUCUACUUCGACGGUCGAGCAAAGGAAGAAGUUGCUACCUUACUGCGACCUGGAGAGGAGACUUGGGUGAACUCUCGCUGGGUUCAGGUACCGGAAUCCGAAGGCGGUGGACUUGCUGAAAGGGAGUUCUUGUUUCGCGAAGUUGGACUGGAGAGGUGGUUGAACGGGCUAGACCUGGAUGGGCAGGACGCAGCGGCCAAGAUCGAAAGGCGCAGACAGAAGUUUGAGAAGCGCCGCAGACGGAGAAGACAGGAGAUGAACAGCGAUGAUGACCUGGCAGAUGCGAUGUCUUCGCGUAAAACCUCGGGGCAGCGAGAUGUCUUGAGAUAUGGGGAUAAUGCGACAUCCCCAGUUGAGAGGCUCUCUGAAGAUGACGAUGAUAUGAGCUCUGACUCGGAUGAUGAUGUACCAGAGGCUGCUGGGCAGAUCAAGGUUGCCAUGUUCCGCGUAUUAGCAUCUGGAGAAAUUAAGAGGGGAGAAUACUCUCCGCAAUUUGAUGCCCAUGAUGACGAUGAGGAGGGAUCUACGAAGGAGAAGGAAGGCGAUGGAGCAGAUGUUGAUCAUACCACGAGCUUUGCCAAGCCAAAGACAUUGGACCCGAAAUCCAUCAGUACACAGACUGUUACGGGUAUAGAUGGUCCAGACAAGCCUUUUGCUACGUUUACUUUCUUCUAUAGAGGCGAGCGACAAUUACAAAAAAUGGGUAUCUUAGCAUCGAAGCAGCAAAAGACCACUCCUGGACCCGUCAAGAGACGCUCAACUCAACUCGACUUCUCGAGUAUUGGCCCCUUAAAGUCUGGUGGAACUGUUGGAUUCUCGUCAUUCAGAGAUAAUAAUGGUACUGCCCGGCAAAACAAGUCGAGAAAGAAGAGUAAUGGUAGUGCCACUGGGGCAAUGGCCGAAGAUAGCGAAGAAGAUGACGAUGAUAUCGAUAUUGUAGGGAAUAUAGAAGAAGUAGACGACAAGGAGGUGAAGACAAUGUUGAGCCCCGAAGAUGCCAAGUAUCAAGGAGAAAUAGCAGAAGGCGUUGGACGGAUCAAGGUAGGCCCCUCCUUUCUCACUAUCAUUGAUAUCGGCUUACUCUAUGGACAGCUUAAACGCCAACACUCCGCUGAGCCGCUGAAUUUAAAUUCCCGCAGAUCACCAGGAUCUAUGGGCACACCUUCCGCCACCGCGACACCUCCAGCAGAGCCAGAAGCAAACCAAACUCCAGGCCCAUCUCUUUCGAGUAGUGUUUUUGGAGCAAACCUCCCCGACGAUAGUGUCGUUGGAAGCCCGCUCAAGAAGCACAGAGCUAGUGUAGGCGGCAUUGACAGCGAUCUACUGCAAAAGCGCUUGGGCAUGGGAUUCGGAAGCGGAAGAGACGUUGUAGCAGCGGCAGAAGCAGCUCAUGCGCCUCUCCCAGCGCCUGCAAUGGCGGCGGAUGAGGACGAGGAGCUAUGA
Molecule: messenger RNA, 1812 nt
Organism: Venustampulla echinocandica
Lineage: Eukaryota; Fungi; Ascomycota; Leotiomycetes; Helotiales; Pleuroascaceae
Exons: 2
Coding region: 1-1812 (603 amino acids)
Source: RefSeq, a predicted model, not a curated record